This is a messenger RNA of Paramecium octaurelia, 472 nucleotides long. Lineage: Eukaryota; Ciliophora; Oligohymenophorea; Peniculida; Parameciidae. The record is from the annotation of a GenBank genome assembly.
AUGGGAAAUUUUUUAGAAACACUUUCAGAUAAAUCAUUUAUGAAUCUAUAUCAUCAUAAUGAAUAUUUUACAAUCAAAGAUUUCAAUGAAUAAUAUUUGAAAACAUUUGAGUAAAUUUUAGAAAUAUUCUACAAGCAAAACAUAAAUUGAUCAAUUCUACACAGCAUUUGACUUUCAAAAUUACAUACUACACAAAAAAGCUGAAAAUCAAGUGUUUGUAGAUCUACUCAAAGUUAUUAAUGCCGAUUGGAUAUUCUAAAGUCCAAAAAUAAUCUUGUUAAUUAAAAAGUCAUUUUUCACAUUCUAUUUUUAUGAAGUGGCCUUCCAAUCAAACUUAAACGAAUAUAAAUUAUGUCUUAAUACUGAUGAUUAACGACACUGCAUUCAAAUAUUAAAUUAAAAAUAAUUAGCCUUAUAUGAAUAGCAAAGAGAAAAAAUGAAAUUUUCAACUGAAGAAGUAAAAAAAUUAUGA